CUUGGCACAUGCUGCCCCGGUCUCAUAGAUUCUACGACACGAUCCUUCCGAGCCUGUGACUUCUAGAAGAAAAUUUGAUCUUGUUUUGCUGAUAUUUAUCAAUAAUGUGGAAAAGUACUAGUGCAGUGUAAUUUCUGCAUCGAAGACACAAAGAGGUAACAAGCUAGCUGGGGAUGUUAUUUGGAUUUUUGGUCAUACCUCUUCUUCCUUUUCUGUUUGCCGAAAAAGACAUCUCACCGCCUUUGGCGGAGCCCUGGAUAGCUUCGACCACUGUUCCUGGUGACAUCAUCAUCGGAGGUUUGUUCCCUGUGCACGAAAAAGGCGAGAAAACAGCAUGCGGCCACAAAAUCUACCACCGAGGCAUCCAAAGAAUGGAGGCCAUGAUGUUCGCCAUCGACCGAAUAAACGCAGAUUCCUCUAUAUUACCUAAUAUCACAAUCGGCGCACACAUCAUAGACACCUGCUCCAGAGAUACAUACGCACUGAAUCAAUCUCUUCAAUUCGUAAGAGCCUCUGCACUGAACAACAUAGACACAUCCAGUUUCGAAUGCCAAGACCACUCAAUUCCGAGACCUCGAAACAACUACUCAGGUCCAGUUUUUGGAGUAGUCGGAGGAAGCUACAGCUCGGUGUCCCUUCAAGUCGCCAAUCUUCUGGGCUUGUUUCGUAUACCUCAAAUAUCUCCAGCAUCAACGGCCAAAGCACUGAGCGACAAAAGUAGAUUUAAGUACUUUGCCAGGACUGUACCACCAGACACGUUCCAAUCUAGUGCUCUAGUUGAUAUUGUUAAAAGUGUAAACUGGUCGUAUGUGUCUACCGUUUAUUCAGAGGGGUCGUAUGGCGAAUAUGGCAUAGAAGUAUUUCAUAGAGAAGCUCAAGAACGCAACGUGUGCAUUGCGACAGCGGAAAAAGUUCCUAGUACUGCAGAUGAGAGAGAAUUUGAUAACAUUAUUAAUAAGCUCAAGAAAAAGGUCAAUGCAAGAGGUGUGGUGCUGUUCACCAGAGCAGAAGAUGCCAGGAGACUACUAAUGGCUGCUAAACGUGGAAAUGCCAGCAGCCAUUUCUAUUGGGUUGCGAGCGAUGGUUGGGGCAAACAGCAGAAACUGGUAGAGAGCCUAGAAGAGGUAGCUGAGGGUGCCAUAACAGUAGAGUUACAAUCCACCAACAUUCCAGAGUUCGACGCGUAUAUGACAUCUCUUACUCCUGAGGAAAACAAGAGGAAUCCGUGGUUCGAACAGUAUUGGGAAGAUUUUUUCCAGUGUACCUUGCAGAAUAACUUGCCAUUAGAAACAAAUGUCACCUUCAACGUAUGCAAUGAAGAUCUAAGAUUGAGACCUGAAUAUGGAUACGAGCAAGAAAGCAAAGUCCAAUUUGUCGUGGAUGCAGUGUAUGCAUUUGCACUUGCACUAGACAGGUUAUACAAGGAUAAGUGUUACGAAUUUGACCAACCAGGGGUUUGCCCAGCCAUGACGCAGUAUGAUGGAGGAGAUUUUUAUCAGACAUACAUCCUAAAUUUGAAUUUUACCGAUUUGGUUGGCAGCCCUGUUAAAUUUGAUAAAAGCGGCGAUGGUCUUGCCCGCUACGAUAUCCUAAAUUAUCAGCGUUUACCCAAUUCGUCAGGUUAUCAUUAUAAGGUUGUCGGUAAAUGGUUCAACUUCCUGGAAUUAAAUCAGGAGUUCUUAAUAUUCGAUCAUAAUCUAACUACGACUCCGGUUUCUGCUUGCUCGCUCCCUUGUGAAGUUGGAAUGAUAAAAAAGCAACAAGGCGACACGUGCUGCUGGAUAUGCGACAAAUGCGAAGAAUACGAAUACGUUUUUGACGAGUUUACUUGCAGCGACUGCGGUCCAGGUUAUUGGCCAUAUCCUGAUAAAACGUCCUGUUAUCAACUGGAGCUACAAUAUAUGCGCUGGGAUUCCGUUUACGCCAUUGUACCCACGGCAUUUUCGUGUUUGGGAAUUGUUGGAACUUUUGCGGUUAUCGGUUUGUUCAUCAAGCACAACGAUACGCCACUGGUUCGUGCAUCGGGUCGUGAGUUAAGCUACAUGUUGCUCUUCGGCAUAUUACUCUGCUACUUAAACACAUUCGCGCUACUCGCCAAACCCUCUACCGUGGUAUGCAUUACUCAAAGAUUCGGUGUCGGUGUCGGUUUCUCGAUAAUCUACGGGGCACUACUCACAAAGACUAACCGUAUAUCUCGGAUAUUCGAUUCGGCAUCGAAAUCGGCAAAGAGACCCAGCUACAUCAGCCCAAAAUCCCAAGUGUGCAUCACCUGCUCUUUGAUUGCCGUCCAAGUGAUACUUACUUUGGUUUGGAUGAUUAUUGAACCACCUGGCACCAGAUACUAUUAUCCUACCAGAAGAACGGUUAUAUUGAAAUGCAAAAUUCAAGACAUGUCGUUCCUGUUUUCCCAACUUUACAAUAUGCUCCUUAUUACUAUCUGCACGGUUUACGCGGUAAAAACAAGGAAAAUUCCGGAAAAUUUUAACGAAUCUAAAUUCAUUGGCUUCACGAUGUACACGACCUGUGUUAUAUGGCUGGCCUUCAUCCCCAUUUAUUUUGGCACUGGAAAUGCUUAUCAGACACAAAUCACUACGCUAUGUGUGGCCACCAGUAUGAAUGCCACCGUUGCCCUUGUGUGCUUGUAUUCGCCCAAAGUCUACAUCAUUGUAUUCCAUCCGGACAAAAACGUCAGGAAGUUGACAAUGAAUAGUGCAGCCUAUAAGAAAUAUAACGCCCAACCAUCAACUUCUUAUGCUACGUCAUCUAUUUCAACUAGGGGAACACCAGGUGAGAAUAUACCUAUGGAACGCGUUGGAGCUGCAACUCCAUCAAGAAGUUCAUGUGCCGGUGUCCAAACUGACCCUCAAGAAUCUGCCGAGCCAUCUGAUGCUAUAUCACUACUCUGAGAAUUAAAGAAGACCGAGCCGGAAAAAAAGAAAAAAGAAAUGACGGUUGUUUUCUCCGAUGACCACAAUACUCUGGAUUAAUGUAUGUAUUAAAUAUAUAUGUAAUAGAGUCUUUUAGAAAACAAUAACAGUAUAACUAUUAUCUUACGACUGAAUAUUUGAACACUGACAAUUUUUCAUAUUUAGUUUCGACUGCUAAAUCUACAUUCUUCCUGAUAACAGUGAUAACUUUAAGAAGGAAAUUCAAGACAUGUCUAGAUCAAAUUGUGAUUCGAUCAGUAAAAAUUCCUUGAAAUUAUUUUUAUAUUUACAAUAUUAAUUUACAAUACUCGAUAGAAUCACAUUUGCGAAGACUUAUUUUUAGUGGUUUGAAAAAUCUUCAUAAAAAUAUAAGGCCGAUUAAUAAUGAGAUAUGAAACGAUUAUAUCAUACAGACUCCUAAUAAUUUGACUCGUGUUAGUUUCAACCUUAAGCUAAGUUAACGUAAGGUCGAGAAUAAUUAUGCAAUAGCAAAGUGUCAUAUAUACUAAUCGGCCUUAUUGGAUAAAGUAGAGUGAAUUACGUGAAAAUGUGUGAUAAUAUACAGGGUUUUUUCACCUAACCUGUUCGUUAAAAUAUUAUUAUUAUUAUUAUUUGUUAAUGUUAUUUAUUAUUUAUUCAAUCUACUGGUUGUGUGAGAAAGCUGUAUGUACCUAGCUCUAAAUAUUUUCAAAAGGGCAUGAAACUAGUCAUAACUAUCGGAGAUUCAAAAAUUAGUAGUUGAAAUUGUUUAAAACAUUACAUCGCAACGUUUUAAACAUUUCAAAAACAUGUUGCUGUUUAUGGUAUAUAUAUAAAAACUUCAUUUGCAUUUAUUAUGCAAUCUUUUAUUUUUAUUAUAGCUUUAAGAAUUGAUAAAGAAAAUGGUGUUAAUUAAUUGAUCUGGAAUAUAUAAUUAUGAAAAAACAAUGUACAGCUCGUCAAAUAUAUAAUAAUACAAUAUACAUAAUUACUUGUUACAGUUAUAUAAUGGAAUUCAUCAAUAUACUGAACAGGCUGGCAUGUUGCUAUUCCAAGAUGAUAACUCCUCCUUGAAUAAAUCUUUUUUUGGAAUACUUUUUAUUUUUUAAAUUUCCAAAGGUUUUUUUUAUAAUAUAGACUUUAACAUAAAAUCCAAGAAAAUGUUUCUUACAUUAGCUACUGCGCUUUGUGAGAAAAACGUUAUGCUGCGAGCGCACAUGCGGUAGUCGGCGAUUUCCGAGCACUCGUCAACUACCGAGCGCUCGUCAUCGGACUUCGCCUUUCCGUCCACACAUGCGGGCAUCGCAUGGCCGAGCUCUGAUCGGAAGGGUCUAUCAUGUGGCAUGUGUGACACAUUGGCCUGCAUGUGUGGACGAAAAGACGAAGUCCGAUGACGAGCGCUCGGAAAUCGCCGAUUGCAUGUGCGGUCGCGGUAUUUAUUUGACGAGCUGUAAGGUUAUAGAAUGUUGAUACUCUCUAAUAAUAUAUUUUAUCAAAAACAUACUAUAUAAUUGAGAUUGUUUUUUAAAACCCUUUGACAGGAGACUCGAAAUCUAUCCAUGUUGUAGGUUAAAUAAAACCUCAAAGGUAUAUCCAUUUUACAAUUAUUUUUUUGAAUACGGAUGCGUACUUCAUAAAUAUUAGUAAAAUUUAUGUUGGCAUGUAAAUACAUCGUACCUGCUAAUUUAAAUAUAUUUUUUAAUAUAAGUAUGACAAAAAAAUUGUGUAAGAUAUGCUCAAGCCUAUAAAUGGGUGUACAACAUUUAUCGAUUUAUUUUAUAUAAUUUCUUAUUUUUUGUGUAUUUUUUUCUUGUAUAUUAAUUAUACCUUACCAUUCUUACAAAGUAUAGCAACGGGUUAUUUAAAUACUCUUAAUUACUUUUUAAUUUUAAUAUAUUUUUGUCUUCUUAAUUUUGAUACAAAACGAUCUCUAUAUCUAUCAAAUAUAUCUAUCAAAUAAUUGGAAGGUAGAUAAUUUUUAUUCGUGUUUAUAAUAUAUGUAAAUAUCAAGUUACUUUUUGUCUAUUCAACUGCAAAAAAAGGAUAAAUGUAAAAUGCUCAAAUAUCUUUUAUUAUAAUUAAAUAGAUUUUUGUUUAAUUUAUCAUGAAGUUUCUCGACAUAUCUACUAAUAACUACUCACUGAAGGGCGACAAUGGACUUAAAACGUUUAAACGUUGGACGUUAAAAAUCAAAAAGCGUUUGAUGCAAGAUGCAACUUAUGUCUCCAGCUGUUAAACGCAGGGUGUAUUAUUAAUUAUCCCUGGGUUACAUAUAAUAAUAAAUGCUGACAAUUAAUGCAGUUUAAUCGAAAGUAGAGGAAAAAAAUUCGCAAAAUGAAAUAACAAUAAAAAAAUACUAAAAAAAUACUAUAUAAAUAUUUCAUGAAACUGAACAAAAUUAUUUUGAACGACACGCAAAAAAUUAAGCCUUAAAUAAUGCAUAAUAUAGCCCUCUCGGCUCCUUAUAUAUUUAAGAUGAAAAUUCCCUAAAGUUCUAUUUUAGAAUAAUAGAUUGCAUCCUAUUCUCACAUUUACGCAAGGAAGUUGUAGAAGUUACAAAAGAUAAGAGUGAGAAAAUCAUAAUUUUGCCUUUAUUAUUUCUCUCUACUCCUACAGAGAAAAAAACCGAAAUGUAAUUAAAUGUUCUGUUUUUAAAUUGUUUUUAUUUAUUAUAAAAAAUGGGAAUUAAAUUAACUAAUAAAACUUAAAAUACUAAAAAGUCUAUCACUAGGUGAAAAGUCAUCACCCUAAAAUUAACGUGGAAUCUUUUUUAGCGUAUUUUUUCAAAUAUUAACAGAGAAAUACUAUGACAUAGAAAACCACUAUAAGCCGGUGGAAGACUUUAUUUCAUCUAUCUACAGUGUAUUUUUGCAAGGGUAAAUAUUAGGUCUUAUAAUCUCAUUUAUACUGCUAGGGUCUGACGAUCAGUUUUCCUUGACACGGUCUUUCCAUAUAUUCAGAGAAAAAAAAAGGAAAAUUUUAUUUAUAGACUUUGAUAGGAAAAAAAGGAGAAGUUUGAUCUUGACGUAAGGUUCAAUAGAAAGAACUUUUAUUUAUACAGAGAAUAAAAUUUUGGCAAACUUGCAUACCAAAGGACACCUAAAAAUGUUAUCAAAUAAUAUUCACGUUCAUGUGGAUAGGAUAGCUUUUUGUAAAAAAAAUCUUCUACAUUUUUAUACAGGGUGAGUCUUUUUGAAAAUUUGGAUUUUUUUGAAAAAAAAAUUAGAAUUUUUUUAAUUUUUAGUUAAAAAAUAUAUCUUCAUUAUAUGGCAACAUAGUAGAUUAAAUUUAAAAGAAGGAAACCCCAGAAAAGAUCCAGCAGUAGAAAGUAGUAGAAAAGCAGUACUUAUACAGAAAAAUCAUUCUUUUUGAAAAGUAUGUCGAGAAACCGUAAAUACAAAAAUAAAGCAAUAAGAGAUGUAAACCAUAUUUCGUAUUGCUCAAGUAAACAAGAAUCACUAUUACAGUAACAAAAAUGCUUGUAUUUUCUAAGUUAUUCGAUAGAUUUUUAUUUAAUUAGGUCUAAGUUUGAAUUCCGUUCCUAUACUUAAGUAUAUAAGUCAUAAUUUGUGUGGAUAUGAUGCAACAAAACAUUCCUUUCAAACGAAAUACUCCCAUUCUAUAAGUUAAAUAAAUAAAAUAAAUAAAGAUGAAUUUAUGACAGUAAUAUAUUGGUAUACUAUGUACUUGCUGUAUGUGAUUAAUAAAAAUAUAUUUAAUGAGAAGAUGAAGAUGAAGAGAAUGUUUAUUUACUGGAAACUAUAAAAAUAAAAAUUUAACAAUAACCAAAUGAUUUCCUGUAAACGUCAAUCAGUGUACUCUGUUCUCUAUUAAUCUAUGCAAAAUUUUAUUGGAACAGUUGAUAUGGAAAUUACCCAUAGCCGUUUUUUCUCUAGUGGAAAAACAAAAUGCCCCAACAAAGCAUUUUUUAAUAAUAAAGCAUGAACUGUACUAAAAAUUGGCAGAUUGUGCAAUAUAAUCUGGAAUAUAUUUUCAUAAGGUUAAAGAUAUUAAAGAUAUAAAUUUUACGUUAAGCUAUAAUUGAGCAUAUAAAAAUGCAGAGAAUCUUUCACCUUAUUAUGAAACAUAAGUGUGUUGUUAUUGUUGUCAAUUAAAAUAUAUAAAUUUCUUUGAAUUUAAACUCUCUCCAUAUCUGAGUAAUGAUGAUUCAAACUUUCAUUGUUUAAAACGUGUGCUAUGUAGAAGUCUCCUAGCGUUGACAUAUUAAAUCUUACUUUCUUUCCAGAGAGCGCUCUUGCUUUGCUAAGUCCCUUGUAUAAUACGUUAGUAAAACCCAACUAUUACUGAUAUGAUAUACUAAAAGAUCUGACUUUGCAUAUCAUACUUUACGAUAAAAUUCAAUGAAACAAAGUUUAAAAAAGAAUCUUAAACCUAAGAUUACAGCUAUCUUUUCAAAUGGUGAUACCUCAGCGACAUCAUCGCUUCUCCCAAUUUGGAAACCAUCCAAUAACUUGUGAGAGUUUACUAGUGAUACUUGUCAUCAAUCCAAAAUUACGUGUUAACACCUAACUGCUGAUAAUUUUGACCAGUGUUUGAACUAUCAGUACUCAGUUACUAACGUGUCUACACACAGGCUAGUAUUUUGAAGCUGAACAGUUAACAUGUUUAUCCAACAGAAAUGUUAAUCAACAACUAAUCGUUAAAAAAUAAAUCAAAGUGGUACCAAUAUUCAGACACCUGUACUAGUGUACUAGUCACAAAAUACAGUGGAUGAAAUUAGGAAGUUUAUUGAAUUUAUUUAAUCUGCAUUUACAUCUAAUAUCUAGUGAUAAAACUGUUCUGCUUUAUUAAUAUAUUUCCUUAAACGUGUGUAGCCGCCAUAUAUAAGAUCUAUCAAUAUCUUUCAAUGUUUUCUUCAUUGUGUCAUUUCAAAGUUUAAUAAAUGUCUCAAUAAUUGUUUGACUGUCUCAAAAAUCAGUAUUGAUAUUUAUUGAUGUAAUUUACACGCUUAUGAAUAUGAUAUUAUUGGUGUAUGUCCGUAUCUUAUCGACACACAAAACAUAGAGCAUUUAUAUUUACAUGAUGGAAAAUACAUGUCAAUUUAAUAUCAGUCUGAAUUAAUUUCCUGUAUUGGGUGGUGAUGACAUAACUCUCCCAUUAGCAGUAUCAACCAACCAGACUUUCGUUUGUAGAGGGUGUCCCAAAUUUAAUUGGCACAACAGAAAUGAUUAAUUGGUAAUAUUCGACAAUGAUUUUAUGUUUUUUGAAUUGAUAAGAUAGCAAUAUAAUACCCCCAUUCCAGAAUAGACUACCUAUAUAUGUGUAUAUAAAUGGAGCUUCAAAUAUAAGUGUGUGUUUAGAUGAGUAUUAAAGUGUUAAGAUAAAUUCUAAAUAAAUGUAUAUAUACAGGAUGGUUCCUUUUUAUGAAUUUAUGACUCAAUUUUAGAAUUGCUUACGUGAAGAAAUGUAAAGCAAGUGAUAAUGGCCCCAUCCUGUGUACGAUGUAAAUAUUUUAUAAUUAAUGAAACAUAUCAAUUUUAAUUAUUUUUAGAAAGCUAAAUUCUGACUGUAAGAAAAUGUAUAUAUAACUGAAAUUAUGUAUCAAUUAUUUUUUGGAGAUUAGUUACCUUACAAAUGUCAAAAAAAUAUUUUAUUAACAUUAAAAUAUCAAAUAAAACAAAAUUUAAAUGACAAACAAAUUAUUAUUAAAUUGAUAUUAUUUUUGGUUCUAAUAUUAUAACUUGAAAGUGUCAAAUGUACCUUCUGCUUAGGUAUAAGUGAAGUGUAAAAGCUUCAAUUCAAUAUCAAAUGUUAGAUGUCUUGGUUUAAAAUGUUCGUUAAGAACUAGUAAUAAUAAUUAAGAAUGGUAAUAUUUUACUGAUUCUGUUUUCCUUCAAUUAUUGUGUUACUUUCUGCGAUAGACAUUUGUCAGUAUUAAUGAAGUACCUAAAACUAGAUAUAAGAAAAAAAUAUAUAGUAACAAUUACCAAAGUUUUUAAGUUUACCAAUUUUUCGCUAUGGAAAAACAUGAUUUUUUUUAGUUUUAACCUAAAAAUAUAAUAUGUCCAUCCAAUAUUAUGAUAUAUUUGUAACAUAACAUAAUAUGAAUGACUAUAUGUAAUUGCCGUUAGAUACAGGUCUAAUUUUUAUGAGCACUGAAUAAAAUUUUUUAUAUAAAAAAAAUAAAAAGGUAUAGCAAACUGCUAUAAUUAGGUACACUAUAUCUAAUUCUUAAUCAAAUGGUAUUAGAAGUAAAUAUAUAUCUUAUUCAGAAAAGAAAAAUAUUUCCAGGAUAUUUCAGUGCUCUUAAUAAACAUCAUCUCUGUGCUUAUCUAAAUAAAUGUUAUUAAAAUAU
This is a messenger RNA of Sitophilus oryzae (rice weevil), 9222 nucleotides long. It is a transcript of the gene mGluR, whose product is annotated as metabotropic glutamate receptor. Gene Ontology annotation, biological process: G protein-coupled glutamate receptor signaling pathway; regulation of synaptic transmission, glutamatergic. Gene Ontology annotation, molecular function: group II metabotropic glutamate receptor activity. NCBI's taxonomy places the organism in Eukaryota, Metazoa, Arthropoda, Insecta, Coleoptera, Curculionidae. The transcript is spliced from 13 exons. The coding region runs from base 174 to 2906 and encodes 910 amino acids. Gene Ontology annotation, cellular component: membrane. The record is from RefSeq and is a predicted model, not a curated record.